AUGGUAGCUUUGAUCGUUGAUUACGACAACAGUGAUUUCACUGAUAUUAUGAUACAUUCAAUCAAAGACCGAUUUAAUCCAACUGGUCUCACACUAGGUGAUUUUAACAGUGGUAGUCGAAUUGAUAUUCUUACCGCAGGUUUUCAGACGGAUAGCGUAGUGAGACUGUUACUAGAUAAAGAUGAACUGUUUCUAAAUUCAAUUAGCUACUCUACGGAACCGAGCUCACAACCUUGGUAUCACGACGAGCUGCUCGAUAUUACCCUUGUCAAUCAAGAAAACAAUAGUUUUGGUAUUUUCUUCGGUGCAGUCAACGGAAAAUUUACAAACCAAAUCAUAUAUCUCGCUGGCAAUGGAUCAUUUUCUCGUUUGCUUACUAUGGGAGAUCUCAGUAAUGAUACUUCGAUGGAUUUGGCUGUCGCCAAUACAGUCAACAGUUGA
Rotaria socialis is the source of this 441-nucleotide messenger RNA. The record is from the annotation of a GenBank genome assembly. NCBI's taxonomy places the organism in Eukaryota, Metazoa, Rotifera, Eurotatoria, Philodinida, Philodinidae.